Raphanus sativus (radish) is the source of this 1831-nucleotide messenger RNA. RefSeq names its product endoglucanase 21-like. Gene Ontology annotation, molecular function: hydrolase activity, hydrolyzing O-glycosyl compounds. The coding region runs from base 5 to 1780 and encodes 591 amino acids. The transcript has 6 exons. NCBI's taxonomy places the organism in Eukaryota, Viridiplantae, Streptophyta, Magnoliopsida, Brassicales, Brassicaceae. Gene Ontology annotation, biological process: carbohydrate metabolic process. The record is from RefSeq and is a predicted model, not a curated record.
AACUAUGGGAAGCAAUCCCUUAGAGAUCAAUGCGGCAACUAGACAACUAGACGCAAUGCAGCAGAGCUGGCUACUCAGACCACCUGUGAGGAAGAAGAAGAAGUACGUUGAUCUCGGAUGUAUACUAGUCAGCCGCAAGAUCUUUCUAUGGACUCUUGGAACCCUUCUCGUAACCACCUUUCUCGCUGGAUCCAUAACCAUGAUCGUCAGACACGUUCCGCACCACAAACAUGCGAAGCCUCAAGAGGACAACUACACAAUAGCUCUCAACAAGACCCUCUUGUUCUUCAACGCUCAAAAAUCUGGGAAACUUCCUAAGAACAAUAACGUGUCAUGGAGAGGCAACUCUUGCCUGAAAGAUAUCGACGUAGGAGAAUACUCUCACAGAGAUGUGGUUGGAGGCUAUUACGAUGCUGGAGAUACUAUAAAGUUCAGCUUCCCAAUGUCAUAUGCAAUGACCAUGCUGAGCUGGAGUGUGAUUGAAUACAGUGCUAAAUACGAAGCUGCAGGGGAGCUUGACCAUGUUAAAGAGCUCAUCAAAUGGGGAACUGAUUACUUUCUCAAGACCUUCAACAGUAGCGCUGAUAAAGUUGACAGGAUGGUGUCACAGGUUGGAUUUAGGGAUACCGGUGGAGGAAGUGUGGUCCAUAAUGACUAUUACUGCUGGAUGCGUCCCGAGGACAUCGAUUACAAAAGGCCUGCGCAAACUUGUUACUCCGGCUGCUCGGAUCUUGCUGCAGAGAUGGCUGCUGCUUUGGCCUCUGCAUCCAUUGUCUUCAAAGACGAUAGAGCCUACUCUAAGAAACUUGUUCACGGUGCUAAAACGCUUUAUAAGUAUGCAAACGCUAUUAAAAAUAGUUAUAGUAUACCUGGUGCAGAGUUUUAUAGGUCCAGCCUGUUUUGGGAUGAGCUUCUUUGGGGCGGUGCUUGGUUGUAUUAUGCGACUGGAAAUAUAACGUAUCUUGAUCAAGUUACCAACCAUGAUAUGGCAAGGCAUGCUGGUGCCUUCUUGGAUGGGCCUUAUUAUGGUGUCCCUAGCUGGGACAACAAGCUUCCCGGAGCUCAGCUGCUGUUGACACGGCUAAGGCUGUUUCUAAGCCCUGGAUAUCCAUACGAAGAAAUCUUGAGAACCUUUCAUAAUCAAAGUGGAGUGGUGAUGUGCUCAUACCUACCUUACUACAAAAAAUUUAAAAGAACCAAGGGAGGUUUGAUUAUGUUGAAUCAUGGAGAUCCACAGCCCCUUCAGUAUGCUGCAAAUGCGGCCUUCCUAGCUGCGCUAUUUAGCGACUAUCUAGAUGCUGCUAAAGCUCCUGGAUGGAACUGUGGUCCUCACUUCUAUUCUACCGAUGUCCUACGUGACUUUGCAAGAUCACAGAUUGAUUACAUACUCGGUAAAAACCCUCGGAAGAUGAGUUAUAUUGUAGGCUUUGGGCACCGGUACCCGAAACACGUACAUCAUAGAGGAGCUUCGAUACCGAAAAGUGUGAAGAAAGAAAGCUGCAAAGGAGGAUGGAAGUGGAGAGACACCAAGAAGAAUAAUCCAAACACCAUCGUAGGAGCCAUGGUUGCUGGACCUGACAAACACGACGGGUUCCAUGACCUUCGUACCAACUACAAUUACACUGAGCCGACCCUUGCAGGUAAUGCUGGUCUGGUCGCAGCUCUGGUUGCUUUGUCAGGAGAAAGAACGUUUGGAGCUAUUGACAAGAACACUAUGUUUUCUGCUGUGCCUCCUUUAACACCUGCCACGCCACCUCCUCCAGCUCCUUGGGAGCCUUAAAAAGAAAACUACAAACCUUUUGAGUGUAAUAAGUUAUCUAGUGUUGCCUGA